GGACUGGACAAAGCUUCUAUAGCAAACUCAGAUGGCCCCCCAGCAGGUUCCCAAACACCUCCCUUCAAGAGAAAGGGGAAACUCUCCACCAUCGGGAAAAUCUUUAAGCCUUGGAAAUGGAGGAAAAAGAAGACCAGUGACAAAUUUAGAGAAACCUCAGCAGUGUUAGAAAGGAAGAUAUCCACAAGACAAAGUAGAGAGGAGCUGAUAAGAAGGGGAGUUCUUAAGGAAUUGCCUGAUCAAGAUGGAGAUGUAACAGUUAACUUUGAAAAUUCAAACGGGCACAUGAUAGCCAUCGGAGAGGAAUCUACCCACGAGGAAAAUGUAGUAAAGUCUGAAGAAGGUCAUGGCUCUGUAUCUGAAAAAACACCACCUCUGGAGGAAAAGGCAGAAGAUAAGAAAGCUGGUUCCUCUCAUUCAAAAAAACCAACUGGCUCCAAAGCAUCAGCUUCACCAUCUACUUCAUCCACUUCAUCUCGUCCCAAAGCUUCAAAGGAGACAGUUUCUAGCAAAACAGGGACAAUGGGGACCACAAAGGGCAAGAAAAAAACUGGCAAGCAGCCAGCAACGUCUCGACUGUCCUCAGACACAACCACUUCUGUCACAUCCGACCUUAAAGGAGAACUUUUGGAGACUGGUGUAGAGACUCUCAAGGCCGAGCAGACUGUCCCUGGGGCCGAGGAGCAGGCCACGGGCAAAGCCAAGUCCACAGUUCCUCCACCCCCUGUGGCUCCACCGCCUUCUCCCCCCGUCCCUCCUCCGCCUCUUGAGGAUCAGUGCAUUAUUGCCUCAGACACUCCAGUGGUCCUGGUCAGCAGUGGAGCUGACCUGUCCGUCUCUGCCUUAGACCCAAGUCAGCUUCAUUGGACUGAAGAGCCGACAAACAGAACCACUCCCCACUCAGGCGCUGGCUUAAGUGUUAGCAGAGAAAACGCAAAAUGUUUCACAACCAAAGACGAGCUGGGGAAGGCAGCACCCCAGCUACUGACUCCUGGGCUGAUGGGAGAAUCUUCGGAAUCCUUCAGUGCCCCAGAGGACGAAGGCCAAAGGGACUACCAGGCCAAUGAUUCUGACUCCGAUGGGCCUAUCUUGUACACCGAUGACGACGAAGAAGAGGAUGAGGAUGAGGAUGGCAGUGGAGAAAGUGCUUUGGCAAGUAAAAUACGACGAAGGGAUACUCUUGCUAUCAAACUUGGCAACAGACCAUCUAAGAAAGAAUUAGAGGACAAAAACAUCUUGCAGCGUACAUCUGAAGAAGAGAGGCAGGAAAUCCGACAACAGAUUGGAACCAAGUUGGUCAGGAGACUUAGCCAGAGGCCUACAACUGAAGAAUUAGAGCAAAGAAAUAUCCUAAAACAAAAAAAUGAAGAGGAAGAACAGGAAGCAAAGAUGGAACUUAAACGCAGACUCAGCAGAAAGCUCAGCCUGAGACCCACAGUGGCAGAGCUACAAGCUCGAAGAAUCCUGCGGUUUAACGAGUAUGUAGAAGUCACCGAUUCCCCUGACUAUGACCGCCGGGCAGACAAGCCCUGGGCCAGAUUAACACCUGCGGACAAGGCAGCAAUAAGGAAAGAACUAAAUGAAUUUAAAAGCACAGAAAUGGAAGUUCAUGAAGAGAGUCGACAGUUUACAAGGUUUCAUCGUCCAUAAUGAAGUGCAAGUCUAUUUGGAAACAUAAAUUGACCAUCUUUGAGAGAAGCCCUGCUUCCUGAAAACCUGAUAUUGCACUGGGAUUUGAAUCUGUUUGUUUCCACUGUGGUCAAUGACGCGUGUGACUUGGCUUUGUUGGAAAGUGCUCCUCACCUGUACAGCCCAGAUGGGGCCAACAAGCAAAAGGAAGGAUGCAGUCGUCCUUGCUGCCCAGAAAGUGUAUUGAUGGUAAGGGACACCAUGGUUACACCAGUUAUUCCUCAUCAGGAGUUUGAUCAAAGAAGAUGAGCAGAAGACAAUCGCUGGCCCCCUAUUACCAGAAAGCCAAAUUUUAUAGUGCUGGGCACUGGAAAGGGGUGGGAGUUGAAAAUCAGAAAGAAAGAAAAAUAUUUCAUUAUGUUAAUGAAGAAAAGAAAAAUUGAAGCAUAAAUGUAUUUUUGAAACAGGCAUUUGGUAGCUGAGAACAUUUUAAGGGAUUUGGGAGUCUGGUUACCCAAUGAGGAUUCCUUAAAGACUUGAUCCUGGAAGAAUAUUCGUGUUCCACCAUUAUGUUGGUACCGUAUAGUACCAUUAUUUUUUGUUGUGCCAGUGAAUCCAAUUGCCAGAAAUAAGUCUGAAUAUUUUCAUGCAUCUUUUACUUAAAUGCAAGAGGCUUCUCCUGACUCUUAACAAGCAUGCUUACCCAAAUUUUGUUGCAUGCUUUAAGUAGCAUAACUAUACACACUUGACAUUUUCUUAUAUUCCUUUUCUAGUGUACCAAUCUUCCACGAGGAUAAGAGGACUGGGAAUAAAGUCAGAUGUAACCAUGACCCUAUAAAACUGUAGCAAGCUUUAGAAA
This is a messenger RNA of Galeopterus variegatus (Sunda flying lemur), 2488 nucleotides long. It is a transcript of the gene PHACTR2, whose product is annotated as phosphatase and actin regulator 2. Gene Ontology annotation, molecular function: actin binding. The transcript is spliced from 11 exons. NCBI's taxonomy places the organism in Eukaryota, Metazoa, Chordata, Mammalia, Dermoptera, Cynocephalidae. Bases 286 to 1650 code for a protein of 454 amino acids. The record is from RefSeq and is a predicted model, not a curated record. Gene Ontology annotation, biological process: actin cytoskeleton organization.